AAACAUAUCCAAAAGUAGAAAUCGAACAACCAUUUUGGCACGCCAACCAACCCAAAACAGCAGUCAGCAGCAGAAACUAGAAAAAAUCUAACCUCAACAAUCUAUCUAUCUACCUUUCUUUCUUUUCUUUCUGCUCUGAUUCUCUACACAAUUCAUUAUUCCUUGUUUCUUCACAAAAUGAAUCCCAAUCUCAACGAUUUCCCUCUUCUCUCCCACCUUCUGCACCACCUUCAUCCACACACCCAUCCACCAUUGCCCACACACUUCCAUCAAUCUCUACUCUCCAAAUUUCCUCACUUGAACCACCCCCAGGUGUUACCCUCGCUCACCCAACGCGCCUCCACCCUUAACGUCUCCCACACCCUCUCCCUCCUCCGCACCAUCGGUCCCCGCCCGGACCCCUCCGCCGUUGCCGCCGCUCGUGCUAAGAUCGCCGACCCCCACGCGCCGGACGACGAGACGCAGGUAUUUCAUGCGCUGGUGCGGGUGGAUGGCAUGCACGAGGAGUGCGUGAAGCAGCUUGGGGCUGCCGAGGAGCUGCUCGUUGAGGCUUACGCGCAAUCGGUUAAAGGGGUUGGUGAAGAGGUGGAUGAAGGAGUGGUUGGUAUUUUGAGGCAAGCGGAGAUUGAGGAAGUAGAAAAGGUUGAUCUUUCUGGUUCCCAAUUGAGGAUUCUCCCCGAGGCCUUCGGCAAGAUUCGUGGUUUGGUUGUGCUUAAUUUGUCUCAGAAUCAGUUAGAGCUUAUACUUUUGGAUGUUUUGGUGCCGUCAAAACAGGCGAUUCCUGAUUCAAUAGCAGGACUGCAGAAGCUUGUGGAGCUGGAUGUUUCAUCUAAUGUUUUAGAGUCUCUGCCAGACUCCAUUGGAUUGCUAGUUAAUCUAAAGAUCCUUAAUGUGUCAGGGAACAAGCUAACUUCUCUUCCCGAAUCCAUUGCCCUUUGCAGGUCACUAGUUGAACUGGAUGCAAGUUUUAACAACUUAAUGUGUCUGCCAACGAACAUGGGUUUUGGACUUGUCAACCUUGAGAAGCUUUUGAUCCAUUUGAAUAAAAUACGAUUGCUUCCCUCCUCCAUUGGAGAAAUGAAAUCUCUCAGGCAUCUUGAUGUUCAUUUCAAUGAGCUUCAUGGUCUGCCUCAGUCUAUUGGGAAACUCACAAAUCUGGAAUAUCUAAAUCUUAGCAGUAAUUUUAGUGAUAUGACAGAGCUGCCUGAAACAGUUGGUGAUCUGGUUAACUUAACGGAGCUUGACCUGAGCAACAACCAAAUCCGAGCACUUCCUUACACGUUUAGUAGGCUUGAAAACUUAACAAAGCUCAACCUGGACCAGAAUCCAAUCAUAAUUCCCCCAAUAGAUGUUGUAAGCCAAGGGGUUGAGGCUGUCAAGGAGUUCAUGGCCAAGUGGUGGCUUGAUCUCAUUGAAGAAGCUCAGCAGAAAAGCAUGGCUGAAGCAAAUAAUCAGCACGCACAGACAGGAUGGCUGGCAUGGGGAGUCGCAUUCUUAAAUAAUGUUGCUGGGGUUUCUGACAGUGUUAUAGAAUAUUUUGGAGCUAGAAAAGCUCCUAGGGAUCCAUUUUUGGAUCAACAGUUGUGAUUUACUUCCUAAUUUCGUGGGAUGUAUAUAGUUUGCGAUAGAGCUUUUCAAUAUGUGAUCAAUACCCGCUUUUCAACAAACAUACCAUGAUACAGGAGGCUUGUUUUUCAUUUUA
Messenger RNA from Vigna radiata var. radiata (mung bean), 1702 nucleotides. RefSeq names its product plant intracellular Ras-group-related LRR protein 3. Gene Ontology annotation, cellular component: adherens junction; postsynaptic membrane; postsynaptic density. Lineage: Eukaryota; Viridiplantae; Streptophyta; Magnoliopsida; Fabales; Fabaceae. Bases 178 to 1587 code for a protein of 469 amino acids. The record is from RefSeq and is a predicted model, not a curated record. Gene Ontology annotation, biological process: neurotransmitter receptor transport, endosome to postsynaptic membrane; neurotransmitter receptor transport postsynaptic membrane to endosome. Gene Ontology annotation, molecular function: protein binding. The transcript has 3 exons.